CUAUUAUCACGGCUUUCACUCACUCGUAGGCUCCAGGUCAUCCCGGUCGGUUAUUACUUUGAAAAGAAAACAAAAACGCUAUAAAGAUUCCGUGGGUCGGGCAAUUCCUGUGGACAGUGAAACAGGCUGAACAGAGUUCUAGUUUAAACAGAGUUCAGUCUUUUGGUCAGAAUUUGUUAUGAAUGGGCGGGCAUUCCAGCCACAUUUUAGGGGCUGCCAUAAAUUUGGGGACUGUUAAUCGCCUGCGCCUCAGUUUCAAGGAGAUAUUAAUAAAAAUGACUCAGUAAACAGCAAAAGAGGAACGCAGGGUACUGCCUGCAAACGCAAAUGUCCUAGAAAAUGGGCCAGAUCUUGUAAUAGAGUCUCGUGCAUGAAGGAAAAACAGCAGAAGAAAAGUUACCGCGGUUGGUCUCAACACGUCCUGGGACAUUCUUGGGAGAACGAAAAUGUCAGUCUUAGCUUUCAACUUGUUGAUUUGUUGAAAGUCAACGUCAUCCGCGUAUAUUUAAACCUCUUCCUCCCACAUCUGAUAUUUACAUGCGGCAGCCCACAUUUUUCACCAGAGUCUGGUGUAUUUUCUUUUUUUCGGGGGGUUGCUUGAGACUUGCAGGAGCAGUGCGAUGGCUCUGCCAGACAACCCCGGCGAGCUCCCGAACGGCGAGUCCGCUUUCCCGGCCGUGGUGGAGUUGAAUGUCGGCGGGCAGGUGUAUGUGACCCGCCACCGCACGCUGGUGGCCGUGCCCGACUCCCUGCUCUGGCACAUGUUCAGCCGGAGCAGCCCCAAGGAGUUGCCGAAGGACAGCAAAGGCCGGUUCUUCCUAGACCGGGACGGUUUCCUAUUCCGCUACAUCCUGGACUACAUGAGGGAUCUCAGGCUGGUUCUGCCGGAUUACUUCCCCGAGAGGUGCAGGCUGCAGAGGGAGGCGGAGUUCUUCCAGCUUCGGGAACUGGUCGGUCAACUGGGCGCCAAGGAUGGCAAGCUGGGCUCGCUCAGCGAACGCUGGAGGGGCGAGCAAGAAGGCGGCAAAGAGGUGGAGAAGGGCAGCCCGCUGACGCCGUCUCUCCCGCUGUCGCCCCCGCCAGCAGACAGCACCCAGCCCAGGAGGUCGGGCUACAUCACCGUGGGUUACCGGGGCUCUUACACCAUCGGACGGGACUGUCAAGCCGAUGCCAAAUUCAGAAGGGUAGCCAGGAUUACCGUGUGCGGCAAGACUUCACUGGCUAAGGAAGUGUUCGGAGAAACCUUGAACGAGAGCCGGGACCCCGAUCGCCCUCCCGAGAGGUACACAUCCCGCUACUAUCUCAAGUUCAACUUCCUGGAGCAGGCGUUUGACUUGUUAGCCGAUGCUGGCUUCCACAUGCUAGCAUGUAGCUCUACCGGGACCUGCGCCUACGCCAGUGACCAGGGAGAGGAUAAGAUCUGGACCAGUUACACCGAGUAUGUCUUCUGCAGAGAAUGAGCGAGCCGGACGGCCAGUGAAACCAACCUCUCCCAAAGCUACGAUGCCCCUAUUUCGUUCCUACGACCUGGACUGUCCCUACAGAAUAGGGCUUCACUUAAUCAUUCGUGUGAAUGUGCGUGAGAAAGUGUGUACUAAGGUAGAACAGUUUAGCAAGGUGCGCCGUGUGUGUGUGUGUGUGUGUGUGUGUGUGUGUGUGAGAGAGAGAGAGAGAGGAGAGAAAGAGAUAGGGGGAGAGAGGGAGGGAGGGCGGGAGAGAAAGAGAGAGAGAGAGAGAGAGAAUAGUAAGGUAGAACAGUUUAGCAAGGCACAGGAAACCCUAGACGUCCAAACACAGCGUCCACGAGCACAAGAAUAAUAAAAGCGUUGCUACUGGAAACGAUGGUUUAAAUAUGCCGUUUUAUUGAUCCAGAUAAGAAGCUGGCAGCCUCCCAGAGCGACGGUUUUACCACUAGUGCCGAGGGGCGCACGCAAAUAAAACGCUUAACCAUCAGCCGUCUUUUCCGUUUCUUAGUUUUUACAUACUGCUCCGCUAGCUGACGUGCCGGCAGGGUACUGUAUUUUCAUCUGAAUGUAGAAGCAGCUGUGUUGUUGGUGUUCCGGGCAGAGGGGCAGCAGAUCUCCAAAUUUCGUCAUGCAGACCUCUGCUUGCAUCCCCAGCGUGGUGUCCAUCAUGUCAAAUACGACAAUAUUAAACACAAAAAACCGGAUCCAAGAAACUAUGUAACCGUUUAUUAUACGUCGCAGUUGUAUGCACGCUGUUUGUAGUGUGCAUUGACUUUUCGAAGUCCGAAAGAGUGUUUAACCUCGCUUUCCACCCUGCCAUUUUGAAAACUGUAUAGGCGAAGCUUAAACUUGCACUUCCAGGACAAGAGCUCUCAAAAUGGUAUGAUUAUUAUCACGAUUCGAUUUUGUGAUAGCGGCAGUUUGUGUCACUGCAAUUUUAUAGGAUAUAGGAUUUAAGUCAUUUGAAUAAUAAUGCAAAUUGUUUCUAUAUAUCUAACAGGAAGUUUCUCUUCCUCAUUUAUUGCUUGCUGUAAAAUGAAGCAUGUUAAAAAAAACUUAAUAUUUCUCAUUAAGAACGAGACGACUAGUCAAGCAUGGAGACCAAAUGUAGAAUCACCGUAUUGGUUUCUUGGUUUCGAUAUUCAAAAUUAUUACCUCGAAAUCGGGACCAAUAUUGCACUAGAAUAGUGUUGGAACCUGCUUUUUCUUUGUAAUUGCAUAAAUAUCUGUCAGAGUGCAGAAAUAGAAACGGCGAUUGUGAAAGACAGGACUGGCUUGUAAAGAAAGGGGAAAAGAAAGGACUGUCAAGGGAAUUUAGAAGCUAUGUAAAAGCAGUAGCAAAAGCUCAGGGCGCAAAUGUGGAGGACAAAGGCGGAACUUAGUAAGGGAUUCUGAACUUCUGUGUAGUCACAGUUCCUGGGCCUGACAUUUGAUAAUCAGGGUAAAUGACUUGAAUUUCAUUUAGAUUAUAGAUUACCAUCAUCUUGUUUCUUUCCUGAAGAGUCCUUCUCUGGCAAAGUCCUUUUGCUCUCCGCUGAUAGUAACCACCUGCUGGGACUUGUCAGUCUGUGUUCGCACAGUUAGCAGUGUUGGCAAGUUAUUGUGAUUGUUGUGUCAGGUCUGGCUAAACUGAAGAAUUAAGUUCAACAAUGGGAAAAAUAUCUAAUUCCAUGCUAAAGCCAACUCCCAUGGUUUCAAAGUUUUAAAUUAUUGGCAGUGAUCUAAUAUGGGCACACUUUUAGAACUGUCCAAAAGAAAACAACUAAUCAUUCCUGCUUUCACCUUUCACUCUUGACUAUCCGUUAUUUGUGGCUUCUAGGUGAGAGCUCGAGUAGCAAGGCAUCUUUAAGAUGGUCAUUGUUUACCUCCUGUCCCAUUCUUACUGCCGCUGCGUCAGUGGACUUUUACAAAGUAGCCGGGAAUGGUUCAGGCAGGACUGACUGUUUACUCUGGAGUUAUGAGGUUCUUUGUAGGCAUAUUAGUCUUUAUUUAAAGUAUGCUCACAAACUGACAAAAUAUAAAGCAGUUGCAGAAAUCAGUUAAAGCAGAUGGAGCACUUAGUAGUGUGAUGGUUUAAUUCCAAGCUCUGUUUAUGGACUGUUUAAAACAGCAUGGAUUGAUAUAACUCUGGAUGGAAUUGAGAACUUUUAUUAUAAAAAAAAGGGGGACGUCGUGUCAAUAGAGAAAAAUAAUGAGCAAUUAGUUGGGCCUUUAAAAUCAAAUAAUUAAAUAACGUGGUUUAAAUUUCCCGGCUUUUGUGUUAAUUUCAACUAUUGCCAACAUGUUAAGUGCUAGUUAUAGCUCAGUGGAUAUUUGCAUUAAGUAAGUUAUAUUAGCCUAUAUUUUUGAGCACCACUCCAGUACUCAAAAAUAUAGGCUAAUACUUCUAUGUAGUUCCCAGUGAAUACUACAUCACUAGAGAUAUCAUAAAUUGCGAAGCCAAAAACCUGCCACACUUUCCACUAUUGUUCCACAGUGCUGUUUUGAAGCAGAGCAGAGGAAUUGUUGUCACUUUUGGCCAAUAUUUAUUAGUUAUUCAAAAGAUUAACUUUCUAACUUACUUAUUUAAACCCACCAUCCCUGCUGUGACAUAGGCCACUGACAGCAGUUUGCCAUCUUCUUGACAAAGGUUUUCCCUUUCCCAGAGAUGGGGUUUUUGGAGCUUCUAUUGGCAUUUUUGUAGCUCUGGGUUUUUAGUGGGAUGUGUUUGCUAACCCCAUACUGAACCCUCCUCCUUUCACAGCUGAGCUUGGGAUCAUCCAUGCUGGAGUUAAUAGAUUGUCUGCUCAUUAAUAUAAAGCUGCUUGUGGCAUUAAGAUAUGCACAAAUUCAUAGUGAUACUUCAUCACUAUAGUAAUAACAAUCCAGAGAAUUAUUUCAUUAACUAAAGCAAUUUGAGGAAUCUAGAAGACAUGAAAGUGACUAUAUCGAUUAAAGUAUUUUCUUUUACUACCAUCUGGGAGCAUACAAAAGAGAAGCUCUAUUGGGAAAAAAAUAAUAAUCAUCCUUACAUCUGCAUUUAAUACUUGGUAAAUGUGCUUCCAUCCAAAUUAAUCCAUUCACAGAAUGGCAAUUGCCUAGAGAUAAAAUCCUAAAAAGAUUGUACUACCUGAAGGGAUGUUUUAUUUUUGGGAACAUUUUAUUUUAAAUGGAGGAGUUUAAAAAGUGAGGGGCAAGUAAAGGGCCAGUCAUUCAUCAGAAAAUACAGAAUCUCACAAUUAUUUUGGAGCAGUUUUAGCACUGAUACAUUAUUAAUGAGCAGAAGAAAAUGUGUCUUUUUAAGUUAUUGAAUAAAUAAUUUCACCAGGUGAGACAGAAGAGUUAAGCCCAGAAUAGCGCUUCAAAGAUCAGGACUAGAAAUAUAAGUUCAAAUAAAUUUAAUGGAAUCUUACAUAAUAAUUAGCUUCCUUGUUCAGGGAUGGAAUAGUGGUUGAAAAAAAUCCAGCAAAAUGAAAGUUUAGCAGUUCCUAUAAGAGGCAACAUCUGCUUUGUCAGUUUAGGAAUAAGAUUAAAGUGGUAUUUUCACUCUUUACCAGACAUCCAAAAUGUAGUUACUUUGAUGUACUAAGAUUGAGAUGUAAUUUUGUUUUAUUAAACACUUAUAAGACAGUGAGAUGUUCUACUAAAAAUGUUUCUGUUUAAAAAUGCAUCUUCUUAGCCAUUUCUUGGUGAUUUUUUUGUCACACCGAUUUUAAUUAAACACUGCUUUUCAAAGUG
Molecule: messenger RNA, 5183 nt
Organism: Hypanus sabinus (Atlantic stingray)
Lineage: Eukaryota; Metazoa; Chordata; Chondrichthyes; Myliobatiformes; Dasyatidae
Product: BTB/POZ domain-containing protein KCTD12-like
Exons: 1
Coding region: 621-1460 (279 amino acids)
Biological process (GO): protein homooligomerization; regulation of G protein-coupled receptor signaling pathway
Cellular component (GO): presynaptic membrane; postsynaptic membrane
Molecular function (GO): protein binding
Source: RefSeq, a predicted model, not a curated record